AUGGCUUGUUGCAUAUUUGGCAGUGCACCAGCGUACGUAGUACGCCUGGGGUCAUUCCUAAUGGGCAUGGAUAUUGAUGAAUGCAGUGACAGUAGCCACGACUGCAGUGCCAAUGCAGCAUGCACAGACACGCAAGGUUCCUAUACAUGCCAGUGCAAUGGUGGUUACACUGGAUAUGGCAGGAAUUGUUAUGAUGUUGACGAAUGUCUGAGUGAAAGUCAUACCUGCCAUGGCGACGCCACCUGUAAUAAUGUGGAAGCUAGCUUCCAAUGCACAUGUAACUCUGGUUACUAUGGUGAUGGCAAAUAUUGUACAGAUAUUGAUGAAUGCAGUGACAGUAGCCAUGACUGCGGUGCCAAUGCAGCAUGCACAGACACGCAAGGUUCCUAUACAUGCCAGUGCAAUGGUGGUUACACUGGAAAUGGCAGGAAUUGUCAGGAUGUUGACGAAUGUCUGAGUGAAAGUCAUACCUGCCAUGGCAACGCCACCUGUAAUAAUGUGGAAGCUAGCUUCCAAUGCACAUGUAACUCUGGUUACUAUGGUGAUGGAAAACAUUGUACAGAUAUUGAUGAAUGCAGUGACAGUAGCCAUGACUGCGGUGCCAAUGCCGUGUGCACAGACACGCAAGGUUCCUAUACAUGCCAGUGCAAUGGUGGUUACACUGGAAAUGGCAGGAAUUGUCAGGAUGUUGACGAAUGUCUGAGUGAAAGUCAUACCUGCCAUGACAACGCCACCUGUGAUAAUGUGCAAGCUAGCUUCCAAUGCACAUGUAAUUCUGGUUACUAUGGAGAUGGCGAAAAUUGCACAGAUAUUGAUGAAUGCAGUGACAGUAGCCAUGACUGCAGUGCCAAUGCCGUAUGCACAGACACACAAGGUUCCUAUACAUGCCAGUGCAAUGGUGGUUACACUGGAAAUGGCAGGAAUUGUCAGGAUGUUGACGAAUGUCUGAGUGAAAGUCAUACCUGCAAUGGCAACGCCACCUGUAAUAAUGUGGAAGCUAGCUUCCAAUGCACAUGUAAUUCUGGUUACUAUGGUGAUGGCAAAUAUUGUACAGUCCAGAACGAAUAG
This is a messenger RNA of Sycon ciliatum, 1068 nucleotides long. Its product is annotated as fibulin-1-like. The transcript is spliced from 6 exons. Bases 1 to 1068 code for a protein of 355 amino acids. Gene Ontology annotation, molecular function: protein binding; calcium ion binding. NCBI's taxonomy places the organism in Eukaryota, Metazoa, Porifera, Calcarea, Leucosolenida, Sycettidae. The record is from RefSeq and is a predicted model, not a curated record.